AAUUCUACUGUGGCACCGAUCACCUAUUGGGGCCAAUUCGAAGAGAUUGGUCAAUAUAACCCCAGCCUGAACGUCCCGGAGCGACUAUGGGCAGCAUGGUAUGCCUGGAUGCAGAAUGAUGUGCUGGCCACCGGUAUCAUGUCCUUCGUUAUGCACGAGAUGGUUUACUUCGGCCGGUCGCUGCCGUGGAUCUUCAUCGACAGCAUGGGUCUUUUCAACCGAUACAAAAUUCAGAACAACAAAAUCCCUUCGCUGCGGGAACAAUGGGAUUGCGCCAAAUUUGUGCUUUUGAGUCACUUCACUGUUGAGCUCCCCCAGAUUUGGCUUUUCCACCCCAUGGCUCAGUUCUUCGGUCUCUCUACCUCGAUCCCCUUCCCCUCCCUAUGGACCAUGGCCUACCAAAUCGCGAUUUUCUUUGUGAUGGAGGACGCUUGGCAUUACUUCUCCCACCGCGCUCUUCACUGGGGCCCGCUCUACAAGGCUAUCCACAAGAUCCACCACCAGUACUCGGCUCCAUUCGGACUGGCAGCCGAAUAUGCUUCUCCCAUUGAGGUUAUGAUUCUCGGUUUCGGAACGGUUGGAUGUCCGAUCGUCUGGUGUGCCUUCACUGGUGAUUUGCACAUUCUUACCAUGUACAUUUGGAUUGUGCUGCGCCUGUUCCAGGCUAUCGAUGCCCACUCCGGUUAUGAGUUCCCAUGGAGUCUGCACCACUUCCUUCCCUUCUGGGCCGGUGCCGAUCACCACGAUCUGCACCACGAGAAGUUCAUUGGCAACUACUCGAGCAGCUUCCGCUGGUGGGACUACCUUCUCAACACUGAGUACAGCCCGGAUGCUCUCAAGAAGCGCCGGGAGGCAAAGAAGGCUCAAUGA
This is a messenger RNA of Penicillium longicatenatum, 870 nucleotides long. Its product is annotated as sterol desaturase family protein. Gene Ontology annotation, molecular function: C-4 methylsterol oxidase activity; iron ion binding. The record is from RefSeq and is a predicted model, not a curated record. Gene Ontology annotation, biological process: ergosterol biosynthetic process. The annotation marks the transcript as partial. Lineage: Eukaryota; Fungi; Ascomycota; Eurotiomycetes; Eurotiales; Aspergillaceae. The transcript is spliced from 3 exons.